AUGGAGAUUGAGAGAGAGCCUCUGAGUGACCAGCCGCCUGGCGGCGCUGUAGCGGGUAAGCCACCGGAACCACCGGGUCCUCAAGCCCGGAAACCCACGUUCAAGGAGAAGGUCCUGGGCUCUGAAAAGGCUCAGGAAGCAGGAGGGUUUGUGAACCUUGUUGAGAGUGGUGUCAUGAAAAAGGUGUACGUGGAGAAGAACAAAUCCUUCCCUAUGUUCUCAAUUGAUCCGGCAGCGAAGGCAGAAAUCUGUAGACCGUGGGAGGAUUGCCUAGUGGUUAAACUACUGGGAAAAAGUAUUGGUUAUAGAGCGCUGUGUGAGAAACUUAAGAUACUGUGGAAGAUGACAGGGGGUUACGAGGUUCGUGAUGUUCAUCACGGGUACUUCCUCAUCAAGUUUGAUAAGAAGGAAGACAAGGAGAGAGCAAUUUCAGGAGCACCAUGGCUUAUCUACGACAAUUAUCUUGCAGUGAAGCCUUGGACCCCGGAUUUUGUAGCAGCGAACUCGAAGAUUAGCACAACUGUGGUGUGGAUUCGCAUCCCAGGGCUAGGGUUCCAAUACUAUGGGAAGAACAUCCUCAUGACGUUGGCAUCGGCGGUUGGUACUCCGAUCAAGGUCGACAUGAACACCACCGACAUGCAGCGUGGCAAAUAUGCACGUAUCUGUGUUGAGAUUGAUCUCAUCAAACCUGUCCUCGGUGUUAUAGGGCUGGAGGGAACGUGGUACAAUGUCGAGUAUGAGGGUUUACAUCUUCUCUGCCACAAAUGUGGAUGCUAUGGCCAUUUAGCACGUAAUUGCACUGCUCCACCCCUUCCGAAGCAACCCCAGGGGCAGGCCACCAAUGGUAGUGCUAGCACAGCGGCAAUGGCGGAACAGGUUAGUGCUCUAUCGCAUGAAACCCUAGCAUCGUCGAACCUGGCGGCGGGAGUAGCACCAGCGACUGCUUCAGCAACCCUAGCUCCUGUAACCGACGCAAUCAUGGGCGCCAUCAGUGGGCAUUCAAUUCCGGAUAUUAAGUGCCCAGAUUUAGCACAUGGGGAUUGGUUAAUUGUGGACAAAAGAAGGAAUAAAUCGAAAACAAAUCUGAAUUCCAAGGCAAUUAAAGAUUUAGCAGUUAAAAAGGAAAUGACCAGUAAGAAGGAGGAAAAGAAGGGCUCGAAUGGGGGAAACAAAUUCUCUAUUUUAGCAACGGUUCCACAAAAGCAGCAAAUUUCCUCAAAUAGCUCUAUGCAGUUUAAAGCUUUGCCUAGUAAAACACAUCCUGGAGCUAGUGCAUCAGUUACUAAUGGUAAGAAAAGAUUACGUAAAGAUUCUGCCACAAAUAAUGUUCCACCUCCUCAUGCAGGGUCCACGUCAACCAUUCUCCAAGCGGCAAGCAAUGGAGCUCGUUCGGUGGAUAUGGGUGGUGUCCCUAUUCACGUCGCUACGGAUGGUGCGUACUCCACGAUGGCACUUGUUUCCCUAGGGGGAGCAAGAUAUCAAAUGCCUCUGGAUGACAACAAUCAGAUUUGUUCAAUGUCAAACGUCAAGGAUUAUGCUCGUGACAUUCCCUUUGAUCCAGUGCUGGAGGCUCCAUGGCCAUUGAGCCACGCAAGGCUUAAUGCCAGUCCUCUACCCCUGCUGCAGUGUGUUUAUGGAUAG
This is a messenger RNA of Lotus japonicus, 1641 nucleotides long. RefSeq lists its product as uncharacterized. NCBI's taxonomy places the organism in Eukaryota, Viridiplantae, Streptophyta, Magnoliopsida, Fabales, Fabaceae. Gene Ontology annotation, molecular function: zinc ion binding; nucleic acid binding. The transcript has a single exon. The record is from RefSeq and is a predicted model, not a curated record. The coding region runs from base 1 to 1641 and encodes 546 amino acids.